Messenger RNA from Acipenser ruthenus (sterlet), 3199 nucleotides. Its product is annotated as zinc finger protein 501-like. Bases 257 to 1783 code for a protein of 508 amino acids. The record is from RefSeq and is a predicted model, not a curated record. The transcript is spliced from 3 exons. NCBI's taxonomy places the organism in Eukaryota, Metazoa, Chordata, Actinopteri, Acipenseriformes, Acipenseridae.
GAGGGCGCUCAUCAUCUAAUAUAAUAGAUGGGAUGCGUCCUAUAGAUUAACCAGAAGAAGAGCCUCCGCCUCGGAGCAUGCGCACAAACUGCAUCCGGGAACGCGGCGCUGCUGGCGUUUCAAACACACAGCAGGAGGUAAACACGGAGCCCUGCGGAGGAUUUUAUAUUUGUGUGUUUAGUUAAACGAUAUUACAUACCCGUUUGUAAGGCGUGGACGAUACUAAAAGCUGUUAAACAGAAUCCCGUGUGCUGCCAUGGACAGUGUGAAGAUGGAAUCUGUCCAGAUUAAAGAGGAGUUCCCUGAACUUGAACUGGUCCCCAUUAGAUUGGAGUUCUCUGGGCUGGCUUCCCUCCCCAUUAAACAGGAGCUCUGUGAGAUGCAAUGUGACAGCAGCCAACCAGAGGUCUCUGAGAUUAAAGCUGAGCACAAUGAACAGGAGGUCCCCCAGACAGAAGAACCCCUUCCUGUGAAACAAGAAGAGGUGCUGGAAACUGUCCGUAUUAAAUGGGAGCCCCUUGAAGUAGAGUUUGACCACACGGAACCAGUGAAGGAAGAAUCUGAGGAUUUCAAACCAAACAUCCCUGAGCUGGAGCCUGUACGCCUGCGGGAGUGUAGCGUGGUGCUGGAGAGAAUCUGCGUGAGAGAGCAAGGUGCUGGAGAGGAAGGCUCUCCCAACAGCAUGCAAGGAGGUGGAAAGGAAGACGGGCGCUCCCAUUCAGAAUGCAGUCUAGCAGGUUCCAGUCCAGCAGCUAAAGCGAGGGCGGGCGCUGGAGAAUAUCCUGACUGUGGGAAAGGUUUCACCCAGUUAGAGCAUUUAAAAAUACCCCAGAGAGCUGACACAGGAGAGAAACCGUACCACUGCUCUGACUGUGGGAAGAGUUUCAGUAGGUCAGGAGACAUGAAAGCACACCAGCGAAUUCACACAGGAGAGAAACCGUAUAGCUGCUCUGACUGUGGGAAGAGUUUCAGUCAGUCAAACAACCUUGUUUCACACCAGCGAAUUCACACAGGAGAGAAACCGUAUUCCUGCUCUGACUGUGGGAAGAGUUUCAGUCAGUCAAACAACCUUGUUUCACACCAGCGAAUUCACAGAGGAGAGAAACUGUAUCGCUGUUCUGAUUGUGGGAAGAGUUUCACUCGGGCAGGAACCCUGAAAGCACACCAGGAAAUUCACAUAGGAGGGAAAACAUAUUGUUGCUCUGACUGUGGAAAGAGUUUCAGUCAUUCAAACAGCCUUGUUUUCCACCAGCGAAUUCACACAGGAGAGAAACCGUAUCGCUGCUCUGACUGUGGAAAGAGUUUCAGUGUUUCAGGACAACUGACAACACACCAGCGAAUUCACACAGGAGAUCAACCGUAUCGCUGCUCUAACUGUGGGAAGAGUUUCAGUCAGUCAGCCAGCCUUAAAACACACCAGCGAAUUCACACAGGAGAGAAACCUUAUCACUGCUCUGACUGUGGGAAGAGUUUCAGUUAUUCAGGAAACCUGAAAACACACCAGCGAAUUCACACAGGAGAGAAACAGUACCACUGCUUUGACUGUGGGAAGAGUUUCCGUCUUAAACAAGGCCUUCAAAAACACCAGCGUACUCACACAGGAGAGAAACCGUAUCGCUGCUCUGACUGUGGGAAGAGUUUUAGUCGGUUAGACAACCUUGUUUCACACCAGCGAAUUCACUCUGGAGAGGAUCCGUAUCGCUGCUCUGACUGUGGGAAGAGUUUCCGUUUUAAACAAGGCCUUCAGAAACACCAACAAAUCCACAGAGGAGAGAAACCUUAACCUUUAGCGGUCCAUUUAUUCAGCGCGUCUCAGGCGCGUCGGGUCCAAUUUAUUUUCACACGCGCAGUUUAUUUUAAACCGCUGUUUAAAAGUAUUUUUUUCACAGUAAAACAGGUUUAAAAGGCACUGCAUAUCAACAGGACACUCAGUACUGCAUCUCCAGCCCCGCCCCACCGCUUGUUGACUAUAUUUUUCACAUACGUCUUAAUAAUAGUACAUACCGAUAAAUCAUCUCCUGAUCACUUGUUUUAUCAUAAUUUAUUUUAUUACUAUAACAUCUAAAAAAAGCUCUGCAAAUGGCUGAUAUUCUUUGAGCGCUGGAUGCAGAAGCAGCUAUCUUGUUUGUGUAUGUCCGUGUUAUCUAUGUGGUGUCGGGGCGAUCUGUAUUCAUGAGAUAUGCCCUUUUGUCCUAUCGGUCUCACUCGGCCAUUGAAUGCUUUUCUCGGCUUUUUCCGGAGAAAAAACGACUAGAGACCUGUAUUUUACGUUUAAGGGAAAAUUGCGAUGUCGGACCAGGUCUGACAUAGGACUGCAAAGGGUUAAAGACUGUUCUGUCAUGAGGAAAAAAAAUGUUAACCUUGCAUUAUGAAUCUCAAACAAAAACACUUUGGAAAUGUGAAAUGCCAAGUUAUCAAAAGAGCCCAGCCAUUUAAAGUAGAGAUAUCAAAAACACAAGACAAGCUUCAUGAAACCUUUGGGGCAACCUUGCUCAGCAGAAAACAAACAGACACAACUGUAAAACCGAUGAGGUCCAAGGUUGCCCCAGUUGUUUCUUCUAACUUGUAUCAAAAACACAAGUUAACUUGGAAGAAACAAUUGGGGCAACCUUGGCCAGCACCAAGCAAACAGGCACAACUAUCAAAGAGGUGGGGGCCAAGGUUGCCCCAAUUUUACAACUAACACAUUUCUCAGUUUUAAUUCAGAAAUCAAUUGUUUCUACUAACUUGGCUUGUGUUUUUCAGACACAGUAAAAGCCGAUCAAAUGCAUGAAAAACACAAGCCAAGUUAGUAGAAACAAUUGGUUUCUGAAUUAAAACUGAGAAAUGUGUUAGUUGUGAAAUUAAUUUGUAAAGGAGGAAUGAAAAGAAAACCAGAAGCCCAAAUAUACUGUAAUGCAAUGUAAGGUCUCUCUGAGAAUUAUUAUCAUUAUUAUUAUUAUUAUUUAAAAGAAAAAUAAUCUUCCAACUGAAUGUGCAUUUAAAAAAAUGUGUCGGGUUUACAGUCUACUUCAAUUAUAUUCAUCUGUGUUUUUUUCUUUCAUGUUUCCAAAGUGCAAAACAAAAACUACAACUGCAAAAGAGAAAAGGGAACCGAUUAUCAAGUGUAAUAAAACUCUAAGAUGUUAUUUUGUAAUGAUUUAUCAAUGGAAAUUACAGAGGCAUCGAUACAGUACUGUAUGUAUUACAGCCGUUAAAU